AUGUCUGGUCGGGGGUUUUAUUCACAGCUUCCGCAAACCAAAACGGUUACUGUGUUCCGGAACGGAGAUGCUUUUUACCCCGGCCGAAGUUUUGUCAUCAAUCAACGCCAAUCAUUCACUUUUGACAGCUUUCUGAACACUGUCACUCGAGGCAUCACAGCUCCAUUUUGGGCAGUGCGAAACAUUUACACCCCUAACAAGGGUCACAGGGUGCUGGAUCUGGAGCAGCUGGUGCACGGAGAGGAUUUGUAUGUGGCAGCCGGAGCAGAGAGACUGAAACAACUGGACUUUCAUCACAUACCACAGAAACCGUCAAAAAAGAAAAGUGAACCGAUCCAACCUGUAGUUCACAGCAGAAUAAUUGUCCCAGCUCGAUGGAAGAGAAUCAGUAAUGAGUCGUGCACCAUCAAUGUUUUUACCAAUGGAGAUAUCUUGGUUCCUCCAUCAUGGGUGCUGAUUCCAAAACACACGCUUGCCAGCGGGGUAAACGAACGAGACUAUUUUGGGUGGGAAAAGGUAUUGGCCAUGGUGACCGAGAAAGUUCACCUUCGCACUGGAGCUGUACGCAGGUUGUGCAUGCUGAAUGGGAAGCCUUUACGUGGAGCAUAUGAGCUGAAGAAUGUUGCUGUAUGGGCAGAGAGGUUCCGGUCUUUGCCUUAUCAUCUGGUUCCAUGCAAAGGAGUAAUUCACAGCCUCACUGAUGUGAUCAACAAUGGCAUUCUUCCAGUGCUAAAAAAGGAAACCAAGACAGAACUUUGGGCGAAGCUGUCUCCUCAUAUCUCCGAUGACUUGCUCAAGUCAGACCCGCUGCGGUCCCUGCGGAGGCUUCCUGUUUUGAAGAAACAUUGCUUUCUCGAGGGGAUUGGUGGAGACACCCAUCCAGCUGCUCUCUGUCAGGCCUGUCCUACUCAGUUCGCAAAACCAGGAGUGGACAUCGCCGGCUACGCCAAACUGCCCGGGCAGGGCUCGAAAAUCCCAGAUCUCUCCGCUACGCCGGGUGAGUGUGGCAAGUCGUUUCCUUCGAAAAAAAGUGUCUUCAGAGCCACCAACAAAAUGAUGGAAGCAGUAAUAGCAUCUGAAGUCCUUGAAGAUGAAAAUAUGAAGGUGGAUCUUCCCAUAGAACAGAUGGAAGUAAAAGAAGUUGAGGAGGAACACAACUCUUACAAAGACCCCCUGACCGAAAGUGGUGGUGACAGCCCUGCCAAAAACUUCCCAACCCAUCCAAAUUCAACUGCUACACCAAGGUCAUACCCUUCCAAAACCAAUAAGGUCAAAGAUAAUUUAGUUUGCACCAUAGUGAUGCCUUCUCAGCAUAUGAUCUGA
This is a messenger RNA of Rhinichthys klamathensis goyatoka, 1323 nucleotides long. RefSeq lists its product as uncharacterized. Gene Ontology annotation, biological process: intracellular signal transduction. NCBI's taxonomy places the organism in Eukaryota, Metazoa, Chordata, Actinopteri, Cypriniformes, Leuciscidae. The record is from RefSeq and is a predicted model, not a curated record. Gene Ontology annotation, cellular component: microtubule organizing center; microtubule.